Messenger RNA from Rotaria socialis, 975 nucleotides. Lineage: Eukaryota; Metazoa; Rotifera; Eurotatoria; Philodinida; Philodinidae. The record is from the annotation of a GenBank genome assembly.
AUGCAGAUUGCAACACUUAAUUAUCCACCCAAUCCGAAGGAAAACUUGCAUAGUGAUUCAAGAUCGGCAUUUCAUCAUCGGCAAGUUCUCACUAUUGUAACAAAUGUAGAGAAAAAACAAAAGCAACGACGAUCUUUUUUAUCGGAUCUUACUGCCAACUCUAAUAAGCGCUUACCACCGAUGAAAACAAAUUCAAAUAGGCCUAGUUCAAUACGUAUUAAAGGAAAUGGAUUUACAGCACCAAAGCUUCACGAUAAAUCGAUGACUUCAUAUAAUCAACCAUGCCGUACGCAGAGUAGACUAUCGGAGAAAAAUGAUGCCAUAGGAACAAGAAGUAGAUCCGUUACUCCAACAGGAACAAUGAGAUCACCAUCGAAAUUAUUAAGUCUUAAAUUUGGCUAUCCUGUUAAAUUGCGUUCAUCGGAUUUUUACGCGCCGAGUUUAACCGAAUCUGAAUUACGUCUUCGUGAAGUAUCGUUUGUUAGUGAUUCAAUUCGUUCGGCACAUCAUGCAGUUAUUCCACCUUAUGAACCACUGCUAGAUCCUAAUUUGAAAGAUUUUUUUCAAUCAUCACUAGUAUUAGAUGUUGUACGUAAAACUCUAAACAUGGAUCUCAGUGAAAGAGCCUCUGAAGUAAAGAAACAAUCAAAAACGAAUGAUCGUGAUGAUGAUUAUCGUCGAAUUGUAGCUAAGCAUUCAUCUGGAUAUGGAAAAUUAAAUGGCUAUGAUUGUAUUCCACGCAACGCUCCGCCUCGUCAUUAUCGUUCUAUGACACAUGCCAAAUUUCGGUCACCAUCAAAUUCAUCAAUCACAAGUUUUCCAACGUGUAGUAGCAUUCAUUUUCAACCGAAAAAGAAUUCUCGUCUGAGCUAUAAAUCAAAGCACUUAGCACCACUUGCUACAUUAUCUUCAUUAAGUUAUCCAACAGAGACAACCAGUGAUACCGCACCGGUUUCUAAUGUAUCUCAGGAAUGA